Molecule: messenger RNA, 674 nt
Organism: Galeopterus variegatus (Sunda flying lemur)
Lineage: Eukaryota; Metazoa; Chordata; Mammalia; Dermoptera; Cynocephalidae
Gene: SMIM5
Product: small integral membrane protein 5
Exons: 2
Coding region: 1-237 (78 amino acids)
Source: RefSeq, a predicted model, not a curated record
AUGGCAGCCACCAACUUUGUGCAGGAGAUGAGUGCCGUGGGUGAGAGGCUGCUGCUCAAGCUGCAGAGACUGCUCCAGGCUGAGCCCGUGGAGAUCGUGGCCUUCUCAGUCAUCCUCCUCUUUGCAGCCACUGUUCUGCUGCUGCUGCUGAUAGCCUGCAGUUGCUGCUGCACUCGCUGCUGCUGCCCUGAGCGGAGAGGCAGGAAGGUCCAAGUGCAGCCCAUGACCCCACCAUGAGGGACACUGAGGUGGCCGAGGAGAAGCUGCAGAGGAGACUGCCAGAGCCAUGACACAGGCUAUCAGCCUGGCCCUGCCCAGGCACCUGGACACUGAUGCUGGAGCUUUAUCAAGGAAACAAGGGCUGGCAUGGGCACAGAGCUCUCAUCUGCCAGUGGACCCUGGGUGCCGAGGACGGGCUGACUGUUUCAAAGACUGAGUAAACCACCUGCGAUUCUUCGCCUACCUGCACUUUUUAACAAACAAGGAAGCAGAGGGCCCUAUACCUUGAUGGAGAACAGCCCCCACCUGUGGGGAGCUGGCCCUUGGGGCUCUGCUGAUCCACACGCCACAGAGGAGCAAGCCAAUCAGAGGGGCUUUGUGCAAUAGCUACUGGACCCCACGCUCCCGCCAGAGCGGGAACAUGUCAGUAUUCUAGUCCAGCGUUUGCCUGUUUA